Messenger RNA from Rhopalosiphum maidis (corn leaf aphid), 1352 nucleotides. RefSeq names its product adhesion G protein-coupled receptor E3-like. Gene Ontology annotation, biological process: cell surface receptor signaling pathway; G protein-coupled receptor signaling pathway. Gene Ontology annotation, molecular function: G protein-coupled receptor activity. The record is from RefSeq and is a predicted model, not a curated record. Gene Ontology annotation, cellular component: membrane. The transcript has 4 exons. NCBI's taxonomy places the organism in Eukaryota, Metazoa, Arthropoda, Insecta, Hemiptera, Aphididae. Bases 201 to 1232 code for a protein of 343 amino acids.
ACCGGUCGCGAAUCGAACGAUGUCGUCUUGAAAAAAAAAAAAACAAAAAUAUACUCUCGUGGUUCAUUUUUGACUACAAUAAUAAUAAUUAUUUUUGUUUUUAUUGUUAUUCUAUCCAUAUACGCGUUUCACACACGUAAUAGCCUUUGCUGUAAUAUAUACGAAUCACCAUACACGCGUAUUUUAGACGGGUCGCCGAAAUGGAGAGCAUUUACCCGCGACGGGUGCCCGUCAUGGGCAACCUGACGGGUAACGGAUGGACGGUGGCGAGCCAGGAGAGCGUGCUCUCUCUGAUCGUCGUACUCGGUAGCAGCGUGUCCUUGGUGGGACUCAUAUUCGCGUUCAUCACGUACAGUUUGUUUUCAGAUCUGAGAACAAUGUCCGGCACGGCAUUAAUGUACAUGCUAGCAAAUAUGUUCUUAACGCAGCUUUUUUAUGUAGUUGGUGUCGGAGGAGUUCAGGAAGAUAAUCUCUGUUUGUGCUUGGCGUUUGGAAUACACUACCUCCGUCUGGCCAUUAUCAGCUGGCUGUGUGUGAUGACGUACGAUAUGUUGAUAACGUUCCGCAACAAUGUGAAUCUCAACCCCCGACCGGAGCCGGUAAAUGUGCUAAUAUCAAGGUUUGUCAAAUAUAGCCUGUUCGCUUGGGGCGUACCCUCGUUGUCAGUGAUAUCAGCUAGUGUGAUGAGAGUGACUAUUAACCACCAGACUGUUGACAAUCUCAACCCAUACAACUGUUGGUUUUUCGAGAAGACCAUCUACAAUGUGACGUUCGCCAUGCCGGCGCUUUGCUGUUUCGCGGCCAUCGUCGACUCGCUGGUCCGGAGCUGGCUGACCGCCCGGGCCACGGUCGGUCUGCAGGUGGACAAAAAAACCCGGCUGAAGAUGCAUCGGAAGCGCACGUUGCAGCUGCACCUGUACGUCAAGAUCGCCACGCUACUAUUCGCAGUGAACGUGUUCGGGUACGUGGCCAGGAACGGGUCGCCGGCGUCCGACCCAGUGGCGUGGAUCGCGUACAACGUGGGCCACUCGCUGCAGGGCAUACUGGUUGCGUUGGCCGUCACGUGCAACUGUCAGGUUCUAAAGAUCUACACGCGGUCGUUCGCUCGGCGACGCCGUCGGCGGCCGCGCAACGGAAGCGCAACGGCGCUGUUCGACAAACGCGACAACGACAUCAGCGACACGACGUACCUGCAGAACCUCACGUGGGACCCCGUCCCUCUGCCCGUCUAGAAUGUCGAGGGGUGGAUAACGAUGCAGACGAAUACGUCAAGACUCAUCCGGCCACGGCCGCGUCCGUCCCCGCCGCCGAGGUCGUGCGUCACACGUUCCACCGACAGUCGGUGGGUGUGA